AUGAUUAUUUUAUUCUAUAUAAUCCUUUUGCCUGUCUGGUGUUCUCUAAUUAUAAUCAAGGUGCUCCCUAAUUGCCAAAUGUUAAAGCGGUUCAAAAGUCUGUCUACUAAAGGCACUACACGAGAGAAGGAACCAGAGGAAUCGGAGAAGGAGUUCGUGGCUAACCCCGCAUUUUCGAAGUCUAAAGCAAAGUCGAACCAGAAACCACAGAACAAGAACGAUACUAAUAUACUAAAGGGUGUAACCAGUCGUUCUGCAAAUAAUUCCAAAUCUUCUAGAAAUGCUGAAAAAGAUACAAAACUCAAGCUUAUGAAAACUACAUAUAGCUCCGAAGAAAUUUCAGCACUUGAAUUUGGGAUUAUUAAUCAUAACGAUUUGAAGUUACCUUAUGGCAACGGGUCUGAAAAACUAUUUGGGAUAGAGAACUAUGGCUAUAAUUGCUAUGUAACAUCAAUUUUUCAAUGUUUAUACCACACCCCUAAUUUUCGCAGAGCUAUAUUGGAAUAUGGAUUUGCCAAAGAUAAACGGAGAAAGAGGAAGUUUGAUGUCCCCGGGAAAAAUCCAGAUCAGAUCCCACAGGCGGUCUCAAACCCGCCGCAUCAUUCACAAAACCAACAAUCAGGAAGUCAAGAUGCUUCCAACCAACCAGUGCAAAAGAAAGGAUUUUUCAGCACAAAUAAGUCAAACGAGCAUGUCGAACAGCACGAGGAACCGCUGAAUAAAAUGUACCAUCAAGAUAACUUUCGAUUAUCCUCUUAUCAAGACAAGAAGUUAAAAAGACGUCUAACUUCCCAGUAUCCAGCGUUAAAAAAACUGGAGUUUAACUAUUUUGAAAAUUCACAAGGGAAUGUGACUUUAGUUGGAUUGAUUGAUGAUCCCGAUGCUUCGCUUGAAUGGCGCAAAAGGAGUGCAUUAAUUCGAGGGCCCAUUAUUAACUUGGAUCAUGGCUAUAAUGAAGAGUAUGGUCUGAAAGCGGAAAAUAUGUUUACGGUUUUGAAGGAUGCAUUCGAAUGCAUAGCUGAAAAUAAAUCAAAUACAGGGGUGCUAUCGCCGUAUAAUUUGAUCGAAGUUCUUAAACGUGAGAAUAUUAUGUUCAGGAAUGCACAGCAUCAAGAUGCCCACGAGUUUCUUAAUUUUCUUGUCAACAAUAUUCUAGAAAGUCUCGGAUUGCAACAUAGUGAACAGUUAAUAACCGACAUUUUUGAAGGAGAAUUAAUAUCUGAAACUAAAUGUUUAAGUUGUGAUAAUUCUUCUUUUAGGACAGAAUCAUUUUUAGAUUUGUCUGUUGAUAUAGAACCCGACAGUUCAAUCACAAAUUGCUUGAAAUUGUAUUCUAAAAUCGAAAUGUUAAACGAAAACAAUAAGUUCUAUUGUGAAAACUGUUAUUCGUACCAAGAAGCAGCGAAGUCUAUUAAGCUCAAAAGGAUUCCUAAAGUGAUAGCUUUCCAUUUGAAAAGAUUUAAGUAUUCUGAGCAGCUAGGUCGGAUGGUGAAGAUGUUUUAUCGUGUUGAAUACCCUAAAACCCUAAGAAUAGCUACAACGGAAGAUGACACUAAACUAGAGAAACUUUAUGAGUUAUACGGGGUUGUUGUGCAUAUUGGUGGUGGUCCUUAUCAUGGGCAUUAUGUUUCACUAGUAAAAACAGAGCUCUAUGGGUGGUUACUAUUUGACGAUGAAACCAUAGAAAAGAUUGAUGAAGAUUUUGUAUUUAAGUUUUUUGGUGACGGUACAGGUCUAUCAACAGCGUACCUUCUAUUUUACAGGGAAAUUGAGGAUGAAGACAAAUACCUUGAUGAACAGCUUUACUAUGCUGAUUCUGGAAGCGAUUAUGAUUCGGAAGAUCAUGUCAGUGAACUUGAUAAGACAUUAUUUUCUGCGAAUAUUGAAUUUUCGUUUGAAGAUGAUGACGUUGAAUGUGGUAAUUCCUCGGAUUUUCUCUCCUUAUUACCUCACCAAAUACCUGUUGCAGCAACCUCAGGCGUCUCUCAAAUUCCAACACCACCAGCAACACCGCUUGGUUAUAUAGUACCAGAACAGCAGCCGCAUUGUCCGACACAAGCACAAGCACAAGCACAUACACAAUCACAGACUAUUGUACCAACAGCAAAUACUGUUGAGGUGCCGAGCCAUCGCAGUUCGAUAUUUUCGCUGCGUCGGAAAAGAGAAAAAUGA
This is a messenger RNA of Pichia kudriavzevii, 2172 nucleotides long. RefSeq lists its product as uncharacterized. Lineage: Eukaryota; Fungi; Ascomycota; Pichiomycetes; Pichiales; Pichiaceae. Gene Ontology annotation, cellular component: nucleus; cytosol. The record is from RefSeq and is a predicted model, not a curated record. Gene Ontology annotation, biological process: protein deubiquitination. Gene Ontology annotation, molecular function: cysteine-type deubiquitinase activity; cysteine-type endopeptidase activity. Bases 1 to 2172 code for a protein of 723 amino acids. The transcript has a single exon.